AUGAUCCAAAAUUCAUUUAUUGACAGCUCCAAAAAGAACCCGAACGAUAAGCAACCUAUACCUGAUAAUAAUAGAAUUAAAAAUACUGCAUCUUGCAAUUUUUGUAGACAGAAAAAAGUCAAAUGCAACUAUUUAAAUGAUGGUCGAUGCAGGCAGUGUAUUAAUCAUAAUAUCGAAUGUAAAUCUGACCCGCAGAAAAAGAGGGGUCCCAAGGGUCCUGAAAAAGAAACUGGAUCGAAUACACCAUCUAGAGUUAGAACAAAUUUAUUUGAGAAUGGAUCAACUUUACGUUCCCUAAUUCAAAAUCUGUCGAACAGUAAUUUGUUUGAGAAUUCUUUAACAGAUAAUGAACGGACAUUACUUAAUUUAGUGCAGGCAUUACUCAAUCUAAUUCUAACCAGAAAUUUGAAUAGAAACUCUUCAAACCAUGAUGAAAUCCAUUUGGUGGAGGUUUUGUCUAGAACUCUAAUGACCAAUGAGCAAACCAGAAAUUUAGUUGAAAAUUCUUCAGGUAUAAAUAACAUGCGGUUAAACAACGACCCAAUGUUAACCGAUUCAACCCAAGAAAGUUUGCAAAGCAGAACUUGGGUCGAAAAUUCUUCGGUAAUAAAUAAUAAACAAAUGCUAUCUUCAAUAAAUAACGAGCAAAUGUUUUUACCAAGUGAAGAAGAUCGACAAAGGAAACGAAAAACUAUAAACUAUGAACCUGAUGUUGAGUUGCAUAGGAACGUUUCUAAUACAAAUGCUUUACGUUCUCCAAGCACAAGUUAUACGGUUUCAAUGCAUUCAGAUAACGAGCAACAAAACUUGUCUGAUUUACAAUUUCCAGAAACAACUCUACAGAAUUUUGCAGAUAUAUCAUUAACUGAAUUGAAUAAUCAAAUCUAUUAUUCCCCGAUCUUUGGUGGUACAUCAGAUAAUUCAUCUGACCCAUCGCCUCUUAUAACUGCGGAUUCUCAACCAAUGCCAAUGUUAGGUGAUACGUCACCUCCUAUUACUGCGGAUUCUCAAGCCAUGCCAAUGCAAUUAUCGGGUGGUGCGUCACCUCCUACUACUGCGGAUUCUCGAGCAAUGUCACCAUCACCUUUUACAAUUACCAAUCUCGUAACAGAUCCUCUAGCCACGCCGAUGCCAUUUCUUAAGUUGGUAUCACCUAUGAUCAAUUCCUCUACGGACCCUCAAACCAU
This is a messenger RNA of Racocetra persica, 1187 nucleotides long. NCBI's taxonomy places the organism in Eukaryota, Fungi, Glomeromycota, Glomeromycetes, Diversisporales, Gigasporaceae. The record is from the annotation of a GenBank genome assembly.